UUCCGGCCCAAAAACACCCCAUGGGCUGGGUCGGGAAUUCCUCCUGCGUCCAUCAUCUCAGCUUCCUUGUCCCUCUUCACGCUUUGCUUGUUUCCGCCGCUCCUUCCCGGUCGUGACUUCGCCGCCGGGAGAGAUGGGGUUCGUCGGCGACACGCUGGAGUCCAUCCGCUCGAUGCAGGUCCGCCACGUGCUCUCGCAGAUCAUCAGCCUCGGCAUGCUUGUUACCUCAGCAUUGAUCAUAUGGAAGGGAUUGAUAGUUGUGACAGGGAGCGACUCCCCAGUGGUAGUGGUUCUUUCUGGUAGCAUGGAGCCUGGAUUUAAGAGGGGUGAUAUCCUGUUUUUGCACAUGAGCAAAGACCCUAUCCGCACAGGAGAAAUAGUUGUUUUUAACAUCGAUGGUCGUGAAAUUCCAAUUGUGCACCGUGUGAUUAAGGUCCACGAACGUCAGGACACUGCAGAAGUUGACAUCCUCACAAAAGGUGACAAUAAUUUUGGGGAUGACCGACUUUUAUAUGCACACGGUCAGCUUUGGCUCCGGCAACAUCACAUCAUGGGACGUGCUGUAGGCUUUCUUCCAUAUGUCGGCUGGGUUACAAUUGUCAUGACUGAGAAGCCAAUUAUUAAGUACCUGCUGAUGGGUGCACUGGGCUUGCUGGUCAUAACAUCGAAGGAUUAAAGAUGCCAACCUCAUCAUAUAACUUUCUCUUACGGUGUCAAUUGUCAUGCCGGAGCAAACUUUCUGAGAUUUUGACAUGAUGAAGUCGACAGGUUUCCAUGUCAUCUGUUUGCCUCAAUCUGACCGGUCAAGAGUGUCACUUGCAAGGUGCUCGAUCAUCUGCCGGUGCCAGAAUCAACAUGAUGUUGAGAUCCAAUUUGGGAGUUCUGACUCGUGGUUUGAAUUCCAAACUGUUCUGCAGGUUUCAUUUUCGUUUCAUCCCAUGGUCUCUGGUUGUCACUGCUGGGGCGGCACUUUUGGGUCGCCGUUUUGCUGUACUUUUGCAGUACCAGGGUUACUGGACCAGCCGUCCUGCAUUGGUGUUUGGUCUCUGGUGACGGUGACAGUCUUUCAGUAGCUGGCUAAUCUUUGUAGGUUUGAUAGAGCUUUGACCUCCUUAAUUUUCCAUGGAACUUUUAUUGUCAAAAGUGGUUAGGUUGUUGCCAGAAUGGUUUGGAUUAAUUGGUCCAUUUCUCUUCUAAGCUAAGGUCAAAUCCUCUGAAUGGAGGGUGCAUUGUUUGGAUAAAUAGGAGUGCAGCUGCAUAUAUUAUUGUUUUUUUUGUGAUGGAGAGAUUUUGUUAUGCGAACUAGAACAAUCAAGUUCAACUUUAUGUGUCUGCCCUUCAA
Molecule: messenger RNA, 1342 nt
Organism: Panicum hallii
Lineage: Eukaryota; Viridiplantae; Streptophyta; Magnoliopsida; Poales; Poaceae
Product: signal peptidase complex catalytic subunit SEC11A-like
Exons: 9
Coding region: 134-676 (180 amino acids)
Cellular component (GO): signal peptidase complex; membrane
Molecular function (GO): serine-type endopeptidase activity
Source: RefSeq, a predicted model, not a curated record